This is a messenger RNA of Contarinia nasturtii (swede midge), 1074 nucleotides long. It is a transcript of the gene Nelf-E, whose product is annotated as negative elongation factor E. The transcript has 4 exons. Gene Ontology annotation, molecular function: RNA binding. NCBI's taxonomy places the organism in Eukaryota, Metazoa, Arthropoda, Insecta, Diptera, Cecidomyiidae. Gene Ontology annotation, biological process: negative regulation of transcription elongation by RNA polymerase II. The coding region runs from base 102 to 965 and encodes 287 amino acids. Gene Ontology annotation, cellular component: NELF complex. The record is from RefSeq and is a predicted model, not a curated record.
UGUAUAUUACAAAUAUCAUCAAUAAACACAUCAAAAAUAUAUUGUACAUCGUAACAGAAUAUUUGUUUACAAUUUGAACGAAACGUGAUCAAUUUUAAAAUAUGGUUUACAUCACAUUUCCUACAAACCAUACGGAAGAGGAGCAGAUGCUUCAGGCAAAAUACCAAAAGCUGAAGAAAAAGAAAAAGGCGUUACAGGCUCAUAAAGCGCCAAAGCAAGAAACUGAGAAGCAAUUGAUUCCAAAACGAGCAGUUGAUGCACGCGAUGCCCGUGAAGUGGCACGUAAAUUGUUCAAAAGUGGUGCGAUUCCGGCCAUUCAAAAGCCACAGAUGAAACAAGAUCAGAUGUCAUUCAAGCGGCCAAAAGGACAGGAGAGAAAACGCGUUGUACCCGAAUCGAAUGUUGCAUCAUAUCAACCAUUUUCAGCGACACAAGGUUCAGAUAGUUUUCAGAGUGCCAAUACGGCUGCAACACUGGAUAGGGAUGCAAAUCGUGUACACAACUUAUAUCAACAAAUCGCAACCGAACGUGAUCGUGAAGAACGUGGUCUUACCGAAAAGAAAACCGCCGAACCAGCUCUUACAACUCGUACGGAUAAACAACGUACAGGCAACACAAUUUGUGUUUCGGGAAAUAAUGUAACCGAAGAAUUUUUACGCAAUCAAUUCGCAACGUUUGGCAAAAUUGUGAGCGUUUCAAUGGAAAUUGAAAAGGGACGAGGUUUUAUUACUUUUAUUAAAACUGAAUCAGCCGAAAAAGCUAUUAGUGAGAUGCAUUCGAAAACUAUUUCGGGAAUUUCAUUACAAGUACAAUUAGCACGCAGACAACCACAAAUUGAACCAAUCAAUCAUGCAUCAUCAUCAGUAGUCUGGUCGACGCUGGCUGCAAGUCAUUCACAAAAAGGUGGCAGCGCUAAAGACAAACGAAAAAUGGUCGAGUAUGACGAUGAUGAUAUAUUCAAUUAAAUUCAAACUACAAAAAAAAGUAUAUAGGCUAAGACAUUUUUUUCUUCGAAAUCAUCAAUAAACAAAUUAAAUUUAAAAAACGUGACAAUUUUACUUUUAUAAUAAAAAA